UUAUCCCUCCAAAAAAAAUAUUGUAAAUGAAAAAAAAAAAUAGAGUGGAAGGGUAACUUGGUUAUUUUAGGAAUUUUUUUUUACAAGUUUUGAUGGAGAUGGGAUUGUUGGGCAUACACUAAACUUCAGGGAGGUCAAAACAAUAAAUCUGAAACAUUCCACUUGUGUGACAUUUGUCCAUCUUUCAAGAAAGAUCAUUAUAACUUACCCUAAAAUUUAAAACAAUGAGGCUUCAUCUCUGCCCACGCUAGAAGUACAAAGCCUUUAUCGAUGAAUUUCAAUGAUCUUGAUCUCUUUUCAAUUGGAACACGAUCUAGGUUCAUUUGGAAAAGAAUCGUCUAAACUAGAAAUAUUUUUAAUGCCUAUAUGUAAACAAUUUGUAAAGUAGUGGGUUGUUGUUAAUGUAUCUCACAUUGGCUAGGUUCAUUUGGAAAAGACUCUUCAAAACUAGAAAUAUUUUUAGUGCCCAUAUGCGAACAAUUUUUUAAGUAGUGGGUUGUUGUUAAUGGUAUCUCAUUUUGGCUUUUGGGUUAAAGAGGAAGGGUUUAAUUCGUUCAAUUGGCUCAAUCCUCUGCUAUGGUUGGUAUCAGACCUGAUCUUUGAUUCGGUGUCACGCGAGCACAUGCCUGAACCUGAACCUGGGAGGUGAUAUAAAGAGCUUGCACAAAUAUUUGCACUUCUAGUAGCCGAAGAAGGGAAGACUUCUUCAUAUGUAAACGCAUAUGCAUAUGCGCGAGCUGGGACGGUUAAAAAGCUGGAAGGCAGAGGUACCUACCUGGUGAUUGGACUCUUGUUGGUAACUCCAAAAAAACCCUGUGUGUUCGUUUAGUUAUUCUCUCGAACAGGUUAUGCUCGUCAUAUAUAGUGUGUGUCAUAGCCCUUUUUUUCAUAACAAUAUUUAUAAAAUUCUGUCCUCUGGGUGAUACGAGAUAUGAGAAGAAGGUUCACCCAAUCCCUUUUCUCUCUCACCCAACUCAAUUCAACACGUACACAGCCAUCUCUAUGUCAAUCUGUUAAUCCACUCACUCCCUCUGAGUUAAGCUCUUCCGGCACCUAUAUUCGUAGGAGCUCCUUAAGACCUUCUGAUUUCCCAUUCUUUUUCUCAUCUUUUACCUUAUCCGUAGACAAAAACCCAAGGCGUCUUCCAACGGUUGAAUCGGAUGGUAACAGUGACAAUGACGAUGACAACGAUGGUGAAGGCGAUGACAACGACCCAGAUGGGCAAUUGGAUUCUAGAGACCCGAUUAUUGCCGGAGAUGUAGGAACCAUUCUGGGUAUUUUACGGGAAAAGGGUAGCGGCGGUGCUCAGGUGAAAAGCAAGCUUGAGCAGUGUGGUGUCACUGCCUCGUCGGAGUUGGUGGACGAGGUUCUUUCGCGGGUACGCAACGAUUGGGAAGCAGCAUUCACCUUCUUUCUUUGGGCAGGUAAGCAGCCGGGUUAUGCACAUUCCCUGCGUGAGUACCAUUCAAUGAUUGCCAUUCUUGGGAAAAUGAGGAAGUUUGACACUGCCUGGGCAUUGAUCGAUGAAAUGAGAGGUGGUAAGACUGGUCCAUCUUUGGUGACUCCUCAGACACUCUUGAUCAUGAUCAGGAGGUAUUGUGCUGUACAUGAUGUUGGUAAAGCUGUGAAUGCUUUUUAUGCUCAUAAAAAGUUUAAAUUUGAAGUGGGUAUGGAGGAAUUCCAACAGUUUCUCUCUGCCCUUUGCCGGUACAAAAAUGUUAAAGAUGCCGAGCACCUUCUCUUCUGCAACAAAAAUGUUUUCCCUUUUAAUACCAAGAGCUUUAACAUUAUUCUCAAUGGGUACUGCAACAUUGUUGGUGAUCAACGCGAGGCGAAGAGAAUUUGGAGGGAGAUGAUCGAGAGAAGAAUUCCACGUGAUGUUAUUUCAUAUUCUAGUAUCAUGUCCUGCUAUUCAAAAGCCAGUAAUCUCAAUGCCGUGUUCAAGCUUUUCGACCAGAUGAAGGCAAUGGAUAUUACGCCGGAUAGGAAAGUUUACAAUGCAGUCAUUCAUGCUCUUGCUAAAGGCAGAUUUGUGAAAGAGGCUCGAAAUCUCAUGAAAACAAUGGAGGAGAAGGGUAUUGCUCCAAAUGCUGUUACCUAUAACUCACUGAUCAAGCCUCUCUGUAAGGCCCGUCGAUUAGAUGAUGCCGGAGAGGUCUUCCAUGAGAUGUUGGAGCGGGACCUCUCCCCUACCAUUCGGACUUAUCAUGCCUUCUUUCGUAUUCUAAGGACAGGGGAACAAGUGUUUGAGCUCUUGGAAAAGAUGUAUAAGAUGGGUUGCUGCCCAAAUAAUGAUACUUACAUCAUGUUGAUUAGAAAGUUCUGUCGUUGGCGCCAGCUUGACAAUGUCAUCAAGCUGUGGACUGAGAUGAGCAAGAAUGGACUUGACCCUGACCGGAGCUCUUACACUGUGCUGAUACAUGGGCUCUUUUUGAAUGGAAAGUUGGAGGAAGCAUACAAAUAUUAUCAAGAGAUGAAAGAAAAACAGUUUUUGCCAGAACCGAAGACAGAUGAGAUGCUUCAGGCUUGGGUGUCCAGCAAGGAAAUUGCAGAGUGGCGCGUGGUAGAUUCAGAAAAAAAUCAAGUGGAUUGUAGUCAUUCAGGCAACAGAACUACGGUCAACUCUAAAAAGUUUAAUGAAGAAAGAGAUUUUCGCCGACAACCUGAAACUCGAAGAGUGGUAAGAGAGCGCGGCUUUUCAUUUUGGGAUCCGUAGAUUCAAGUGUUGACAAUCAAUCGGACAGCUAUCUCUUAUAAACAUGAAUCUUGCUACUCAGCAAUCGUCAGCAUAUUAGUGUCCCUGAGGACUCCAUACAGGAAUUGAAAUUCUGUUGAUAGCUUUGAACAGUGCGUGAAAUGAUUUUCUGCUGAGUCUUCCUUAUACCACAUUGCAGUAAGAUGAUGAAUCUAUUAUUCACCUACAUGGCAUUUGUGGUGGAUCAGAAACCAGAAAUAUCAUGAGGAUGCUACAUUUAUACCUUACCAAAUUGCAAGGCAAAUCAUAUGGAAUGUGGUGGAUUCUCUGGUAUACAUCUGUGCAUUUGGCGGGAAAAUUCUCAUUUUAAUUGGAGGAGCACUGUAAGUAGUGUUGGUUUGAAGGGGUUUAUGUGGGAGAGGCUUAUCUGGUGUUUGUAUUCUGAUAUUUUUUUUGUUAAAAGUUUGUAUUCUGAAUUUCUGAUAUUCCUUUUGCUGAUUUGUUUGUUUUGCUGUUUCUCUUGGCCAA
Messenger RNA from Cornus florida, 3223 nucleotides. Its product is annotated as pentatricopeptide repeat-containing protein At5g15010, mitochondrial-like. Lineage: Eukaryota; Viridiplantae; Streptophyta; Magnoliopsida; Cornales; Cornaceae. Bases 932 to 2716 code for a protein of 594 amino acids. The transcript has 2 exons. The record is from RefSeq and is a predicted model, not a curated record. Gene Ontology annotation, molecular function: protein binding.